Aspergillus pseudonomiae is the source of this 2823-nucleotide messenger RNA. Its product is annotated as Zn(II)2Cys6 transcription factor. The record is from RefSeq and is a predicted model, not a curated record. Bases 119 to 2314 code for a protein of 731 amino acids. Gene Ontology annotation, molecular function: DNA-binding transcription factor activity, RNA polymerase II-specific; sequence-specific DNA binding; zinc ion binding. Gene Ontology annotation, cellular component: nucleus. The transcript is spliced from 4 exons. Lineage: Eukaryota; Fungi; Ascomycota; Eurotiomycetes; Eurotiales; Aspergillaceae. Gene Ontology annotation, biological process: DNA-templated transcription; positive regulation of transcription by RNA polymerase II.
CGACCCGUUGGGUUCACCCUGAUUUCUUACGUUGGAACUGGGAAAGACACUCAGGAGUCGCAAUUGAACGCCAAAAAAAAACCCAUAUCUAUAUGACCGCAAGUCCAUCAAAGUGCAGAUGAACCGAUCCACCCCCACAAACCAGCCGCAACGGACGCCUCCAGUGGAUCCAAGUUACGGGGAGGAUGAAGAGCCCCCCACCACCAGUAAAGGCAAGAGAAAGCCAUCUGGUUCCGUCAAGCGAGAGAGCUGCCAGCGACUCAAGGCCACCAGAGCGUGCGAUAUUUGCAAAGAGAAAAAGACUCGCUGCAGCGGGACUCUUCCAUGUGCGCGUUGCCAGCGACUGUCGUUGCUCUGCGAAUACGAAACGACAUAUUCCAGGGGACUUGGCCCGCCACCGCCGCCACCACUGGAGCUGACCUUCGCUGACCAGCCGGACGAACAACAGCACUUCAAACGUGAUUUGAACUUCCAGACAUCGAUUCAACGCCCUGGACAGCAUGAGGCUGCCCAUCAUGCUCCUCCGAGAAAUGCCAAUCUCCUGACGGCGGAGUUCCAGGAAGGCUACCUAGACCUGGCGUCGGGAACCUCAUUUAUCAACCGGGUAUGUCAGCGCCUCAACCAGGACAAGACACUGUCCCCCGGUGCCAUGAGUGUCUCGGACGGGUUCCAUGGCGAGCUCUCGGACAGCCCAUCGGUCACCAAAUUUGGAGACAAGCCGUAUUCCAGCCUCUACACGCUGGACUUCACCCUUCCUCCGUUGGAGAGGGCUCUGGAGAUGGUUGCGACGUACUUUGAAUAUGCCGUUGUGACCUACCGGUUCUUGCAUCGUGGUCAGGUCGAGCAAUGGCUCCGUCAGAUCUACCAGAGCAACAUUUCGGGGACAAACCUGCCCACAGACCUAAUGGUAGGACGCUGCUGUAUUGUGUACAGUGUUCUUGCGAUUGGUACACUUUAUGAGAGGCGGGCUCCCGAGUCCAAUGUAGAUUAUGAUGAGCAAAGCGAACGCUGGUUUGCCCUCUCCAAGCGGAUGUCGUCCAUUGAGUCGGGCGCGCCACAGCUGGAGACAGUACAAGCCAGACUGAACCAAAGUCUUUACUUACUGGCGUCGUCCCGAGCUAGUGAGUGCUGGUUCGCGUUCGGCACCACCGUUCAGUUCUUGACCGCCCUUAACAUACAUCGCAAAUGGCCGUCCACGAUGGUCAAGGAGGGCAAGGGCACAUAUUUGGAGCAAGAACUUCGGAAGAGAACCUUUUGGAGCGUGUACACACUGGACAAGUAUCUGAGUGUGAUGUUCGGCCGACCGCGGUUGCUACACGAUGAGGACUUUGAUCAAGACCUUCCGGACGAGGCGACAGAUCAAGACUUGCUGAUCAAUGAGCCGAGUAUGCGCUCUGGCGUACCCGACGAUCUGAUGGUUGUAUCGGUACUCCAUUACCGGCUCUCACGGGUGUUGGCAGACAUUUCAAGGAAACUGUACACUCCCAAUCCGCCCGGUGGGUCUCCUUUCAAGGCGGCCAUCCUGUUAACCCUGGAAUUAGAACGAUGGAAAGAGGCUGCAGCUCCAUUGAUGGAUCGCUGGCGGUCACAGAUUCAGCAUCUCGCCUACUCCCACGCAAUCAUUCAUACCACACGGCUAUUUCUCUUAAAUGACUGCGAGGAUAUCCCCCAAUCGAGCGUCGCCACCUAUGUGCACAAAUGCAUCGAGGCCGCCGAGGAAGUUAUGACCGUCAUCAACGGACUCGCCAGCCGGAAAGCUCUCAUUCAUGGGUUUUGGUUUACCCAUUACGUGUGUUUCUGUGCCAUUACGGUGGUGUACAUCCACAUCAUCAAACAGCAUCUCGCGUCGUCGACGAGCGACACAUCGAGCCGGAAGGUGGAAAACAGCAGUCAGCUGCAAUACCUGUUCAGCCUCGCAGAGACCUGCCAACAGCACCUCGGGAAGGCCACCUCCCGGAGCAGUCCCAACCGUCGCUAUGGUAUUAUUCUAGAGGAACUACGCCAGGAGGUCCAUCGACAAGUCGUCUCCAGUCACCGACCAGGCGCUCAAAUGGAAGCGGAAGAUGACAGCCAUAAAAGCGUUUCCAGAGAAAGCAGCUUUCUUUCGCCUAGCUUUCAUCCCGCUCCGGUUCCCGCAGUCUCCCUGAAGCCGAAUGUCAUGGUGUUUGAACCACUGCCCGCCGACCUGUCUGCCUCUCAUCUUGUGAACGACUCAUUCAAAUUAUAUGAUAGUUUCGGUUUCCCGGAUAGCUCCGAUACUUCGGCCUGGUGGGCACAACUAGACUCCUGGGAGCCGUCUAUCUUUCGGUUUUAGAGCAUACCACAACCUUUAAUGUGGGCCUCCAGCGUUCAUCCCUAGGCGACCAAUUUCAGUGCUGGUAGUGAUCGUUCGGCCUUGUAGAGGAGAGAAAAAAAGCCAUUCUUGUGUCAUUUUGCGAACAUAGAUAACAGAUCAAUGACAGCAUGGAGUUCCAUCUCUAUAGCGUCAAGCCUUUCCCGGGCAUUGUUAGUGUCUUCUUCGUCUCUGUCUUUCUUUAUCUUCCUACUCCCUAGCCUGGAGAGGAGCUGGCUAUGGAUCCAUUGCAAUUUCUGCUAGUCAUUAGAUGUAUACAACAUGUCCACAUGUUACCAUGCUCGAAAUCUGAUUGAUGUUAAGUCAGAUAAGACAUUGCAAGAGCUCCUCGAUGUCACAGAUAGAAUUUUGGAUUGAUGGUCGCAAAGCCCUGCUGGAUUUUGAUACUGCUUCGUCAAGCUAGACGUCCGAUGUAGGGUGUUAGGGCAGAUUCCUAGGUAGGCCAGUAGCCUUCAAUUGAUUUGCUAGUU